Molecule: messenger RNA, 2307 nt
Organism: Marmota monax (woodchuck)
Lineage: Eukaryota; Metazoa; Chordata; Mammalia; Rodentia; Sciuridae
Gene: Prr16
Product: proline rich 16
Exons: 2
Coding region: 454-1158 (234 amino acids)
Biological process (GO): positive regulation of cell size; positive regulation of translation
Source: RefSeq, a predicted model, not a curated record
AAAGAGGCAUGGCCUAUCACAUCAUCAGUAUUUUAUCAGCUCUGAAAAUUGGCUUCACUUCCCUCACAGUAGAUGAGUUUCCUCUCUUUUGCCACAAAUAUUUAAUACAAUUAAAAACCUGGGGUAGAUACAACUCCAAGUGAACUGGUACCCAGUGCCCAUGAGCCAUGACAGUUCCAUUACCUCAGAUUUGUUAGCUAUACCUUCCCACUCCAAUCUUUACAUAUCGAGUUUAGAAUGAGCCAGUGUACCACCAUUUGUGCCAUCAUUUAUGGCUAAAUUUUUUUACAGAAUAUGUCUUCUGGAAGAAUUGUGUAAGUUUAAAAAUAAUGACAACUCUAAAAGUCAAACAACAAAGAAAAUCCUUAUGCCCACACUUGAACUGCAGAAAGGAUCCUCAAGGUGGUUGACCAGAUUGAUACCCUGACCUCUGACCUACAGCUGGAGGAUGAAAUGACAGACAGCUCCAAAACAGACACACUGAAUAGUAGCUCCAGCGGCACCACGGCCUCCAGCAUAGAGAAGAUCAAAGUGCAGGCUAACGCACCGCUUAUUAAACCUCCAGCGCACCCAUCUGCUAUCCUCACAGUCCUGAGAAAGCCAAACCCUCCACCACCUCCUCCACGGUUGACACCUGUGAAGUAUGAAGACCCUCAAAGGGUGGUGCCAACUGGCAAUCCUGUCAAGACCAAUGGCACCCUUCUACGGAAUGGAGGCUUACCAGGUGGACCCAAGAAAAUUCCAAAUGGAGAUAUCUGCUGCAUACCCAAUAGUAACUUGGACAAGGCUCCAGUGCCGCCUCUGAUGCACAGACCUGAAAAAGACAGGUGUCCCCAGGCAGGGCCUCGGGAACGAGUACGGUUCAAUGAAAAAGUGCAGUACCAUGGCUAUUGUCCUGACUGUGAUACCCGGUAUAACAUAAAAAACAGGGAGAUCCACUUACACAGUGAACCUAUCCACCCACCAGGAAAGAUUCCUCUCCAAGGCCCUCCCCUCCCUCCUCCACCCCAUCUUCCUCCUUUCCCCCUAGAAAAUGGGGGACUGGGAAUAAGCCACAGUAACAGCUUCCCCCCUCUCAGACCUGCAACUGUGCCUCCUCCCACUGCACCAAAACCACAGAAGACCAUCUUGAGGAAAUCAACCACUACAACAGUGUGAUGUAUGCCAUUUAAAAAACUUUUUGGUUUUAUUUUUAUUUUCUAUAUUAUAAGCAUAAAAUAAUAAGUAAUGAGCACUUUCUACUCAAGCAAUAAAAAGCCCAAAUAAACUAACCCUGCAUUCAACAAAGUGGCAUAAAAAACACCUGGUAAGUAUUCAGUGCAUUGCUUAUGUCCUGAGUUCACAUUAUUUUAAAUGCACAUCAUCAAAAACUGCAGAACAAUGAAACCUUUGAAUGCAUUGUUUUUGCACUUGACCUAUGACAAACUGUGACCUUCAGAUUUCAAAUAUUUUGAUUUAUAAUGAGAGAUGGGAUUUCAAAUAUUUUGAUUUAUUAAUAAACCCACAGUGUGAUCCAUUUUAUUCCUGCCUAACUCAUCUAUGCAUUAAAACAUGUCACACUCUUAACUUUGAUCUAAUGCUUUUUAAUAAGAAAUUUUAAUACAGAAGGACUAUUUUGUUAAUUUUUCUAAAGAUGUUUGUCACUAGUUUUGCAUUAUUAAAUGCUGAGGAUAAUACCAAAAGUUUAUUUUCUAUGCUAUACAAUUACUAAUUAAAUGUUCAGCUACAUAUGUAAUAAAAUAUUUUGGUCUGUGGAAAUGAAUAUCAAUAAAUAAUAGUAAAUAAUGACAAAACCAAGUGUUCCUCAGAAUUAAAAUGAAGUAUUGGUUCAUUUAAUCCUAUGUUAAUAUUCAUCAUAGUGGGUGGCAACUCUAACAGAGUUUGGAGAAGAUCUCAGUGAGUGUAUGUCAGAGUUUUCUAAAUUACAUAUAACCCAUGUCGUAAACGCAUCUACACAUUUUCAUAUUGUCCACUUCCAUCAUGGUAUUUCAGGAGCUGCCUGUUGAUCUCCCUGCAUGUUGCCAGGCCUUAUAAACUCUUGUCACACUCAGCAUUCUUCCAGGGUACACUGGAAGUCAUUGCAGUUGUGGAAUGUUUUGCCUCCUGCACCAGCAAGUUCUCUGCCUCCCUGAAAGAACCCACAUUCCCACAGGACACUCAAAGGAAAAAUAUAGACGUUUCUGUUAACAGGUUGUGUUCAGCAUUGGCCUGAAGCUAUUUUUCUUCACAGUUGAAAGAUGUCUCUUUGCUCUUCCAUAGCAUCUUUUGCUUCUAUUGCCAAAUAAAGGUCAUUUUUCUUCAGUCUUA